AUGAGGGGCUUGACCCGCAGGUACCGGCCACACAAGCAGAGGGCUGCAGGAACCACAGGGAGACACGCAUCAGACCCAUGCAAGGCCCAACGCACCCGUUCGCGGGGAAGGACCCUGGACUUGAAAGGACCCCAGGCUUGUGGCCUGAAGGUACCAGCCUUCACACUGAUCCAGGGCCGAAGAGGCACCAUGUCUACAAAAGGCUGCACAGCCGACCUGUUGAACAUCUUCGACUUCUCCUAUACCCAGCUGCGCACAUGGAUCGGAUGA
Molecule: messenger RNA, 270 nt
Organism: Pelobates cultripes (western spadefoot toad)
Lineage: Eukaryota; Metazoa; Chordata; Amphibia; Anura; Pelobatidae
Source: the annotation of a GenBank genome assembly